Cordyceps militaris CM01 is the source of this 657-nucleotide messenger RNA. RefSeq lists its product as uncharacterized. Gene Ontology annotation, cellular component: plasma membrane. The record is from RefSeq and is a predicted model, not a curated record. The transcript has 5 exons. NCBI's taxonomy places the organism in Eukaryota, Fungi, Ascomycota, Sordariomycetes, Hypocreales, Cordycipitaceae. Bases 1 to 657 code for a protein of 218 amino acids. Gene Ontology annotation, molecular function: acetate transmembrane transporter activity.
AUGAAGCCGAACGCACAUUUAGGGAAUCCUGCGCCGUUGGCCAUGGGUGGUUUUGCCACAACCCUGCUCAGCGUCUCGCUGGCGAUGAUGAACUUUCGUGGUGUGUCGGUGCAGACCAUGUUUGUUGGGAAUCUCUGUUUCGUGGCCUGUAUUGGCCUGUUGAUCAGUGCGCAAUGGGCCAUGGUGCAAGGCGACACGUUUACAUAUACUGUGCUGACAGCCUUUGGCCUUUUUUAUGGCGGCUAUGGCGCUGUCAUGAUACCUUGGUUCGGGGUAGUGGAAGCGUAUGGAGGGUACACGAGCGAGUUCUACAACUCGUUCGGCUUCUUUAUUCUCACUUGGGCCAUUCUGAACCUAUUCUUCUUGAUGGCCUCGAUUCGCAUCUCAAUUGUCUACAUCAUGGUAUUUGUAUGCAUAGAACUCUGCUUGGUGGUUGAUGCAUCAUCGCAGUUCGCCAAGGCGGACGGUUAUGACAUGACAUACACAAAAAUGCAAAAGGCCGCGGGCGCGUUUGGAUUCCUUGCGAGUAUCCUAGGUUACUAUUCUACUGCGCAUUACCUUCUCGCGGACGGAUUUGGCUUCCACUUACCUAUGGGGGAUACAUCGGCCAGAUUCAAGUCAAGGGCAAACAAUACUGCAAAGGAUCUGGAGGCAUAG